CAUCAAACAAUUUUGAUUACCACAAAAUAUUUUUUUUUCUCCCUGUUUGAUAAAUUCUGAAACCAAAUUUAAAUUGUGAUAGAUAUCAACUGUUUCAUUCUUUAUCUAGAUCAUAUACAAUCCAUCAUCAUAUCCCAUAAUGAGUGCUGAAGUUGAAACUCCAUCUACUGGGAGAACAGAAAUAGUUCAUAAGAAUAUAACUGCCAAAGAUGGUAGUAGAUUGAAUUGUCAGUUUUACAGCAGAAUUGGUGCUUGUAGACAUGGUGAAAAAUGUUCCAGAAAUCAUAUUAAACCAACUUCAUCUAAUGUUAUAAUAUUACCUAACAUGUAUCAGAAUCCUAAAUUGAAUAAGAAUGAUACUCAUGUUGAUGAACGACAGAUUCAAAAAACGUUUGAUCAUUUUUAUGAAGAUGUAUUUAUAAAACUUGCUUCAUUAGGUCAAGUGGUUGAUAUUGCUGUGUGUGAAAAUGAAAAUAAUCAUUUGAAUGGUAAUGUUUAUGUUAGUUAUCAUAGUAGAGAAGAAGCAUCCAAAGCCGCCCAAGCUUUGAAUCAAGAAUGGUAUAAUGGUAAACCUAUUCAUUGUGAUUUAUCUCCAGUUGAUAAAUUCGAUGAUGCUACUUGUCGUGCUUAUGAAGAUUCUAAUUGCUCUAGAGGUGAUAUUUGUAAUUUCAUGCAUUUAAGACAUCCAUCCCAACAAUUAGAAGAAAGCUUACAAAAUUCCCAAAAGAAGUCCAUCAUUCUUAAAAGACUUGCCAAGGAAAGUAAUAGACCAAGUGCUGCUGCCAAUGCUACUACUUCUACUUCUGCUGCUCCAGUAUCUGUUGGUGAUACAAAUGCUGUAAGAGAAACAAGCACCAUUCAAGAUAUCAGUAAUCUUUUCGCUUAGAAAAUUUUUACGCUAUAUAUAUAUAUAUAUCAAUCACCAUUGUAUAGAUAUCCCUAAUUAUAUAUGUUCUAAAUAUAUAUGUUUAAUGAAAUGAUGAUACCAACUCCACCUUUUGAAAAGUCAAUAUUUAAAGGCCGUGAUCGGUGAUAUUUGUGAGUGUAAACAGAAACGAAAAAAACCAUUCGAU
Scheffersomyces coipomensis is the source of this 1073-nucleotide messenger RNA. RefSeq lists its product as uncharacterized. Gene Ontology annotation, molecular function: pre-mRNA 3'-splice site binding; metal ion binding. Bases 140 to 886 code for a protein of 248 amino acids. Lineage: Eukaryota; Fungi; Ascomycota; Pichiomycetes; Serinales; Debaryomycetaceae. The record is from RefSeq and is a predicted model, not a curated record. Gene Ontology annotation, biological process: mRNA splicing, via spliceosome. The transcript has a single exon. Gene Ontology annotation, cellular component: U2AF complex; spliceosomal complex.